This is a messenger RNA of Sclerotinia borealis F-4128, 4395 nucleotides long. NCBI's taxonomy places the organism in Eukaryota, Fungi, Ascomycota, Leotiomycetes, Helotiales, Sclerotiniaceae. The record is from the annotation of a GenBank genome assembly.
AUGCAACUUUACUCUACUGUUAUUAGUGCCUUCGCGGCAAUACUAUUCUUGCCUUCUUCGACCUUUUGCGCACCAACGGUGAGCCAGGCAGCGACUCCGAAAUAUGUAUUUGCGCACUUCAUGGUCGGAAUUGUUCAAGACUAUAAACUUACAGACUGGAAGACGGACAUGUCCUAUGCACAAGAGAUUGGUAUUGACGCGUUCGCUCUAAACUGUGCAAGCAUCGAUAGUUAUACACCCACUCAGCUUGCCCUCGCCUACCAAGCGGCCAAGGAAACUGGAUUUCAUGUCUUUAUAUCAUUCGACUUUGCGUAUUGGAACAAUGGAAACACCAACAAUAUCACAGAUUAUAUGAACCAAUAUGCAUCUCAUCCAGGACAAAUGCAAUACAAUGGGGGAGCUGUUGUCAGUACCUUUGUGGGUGACAGUUUCAACUGGGCACCCGUCAAAGCUGGAACAAAUCACACGCUUUUCGCGAUUCCUAUGAUGCAAGAUCCGAUUGAAGCAACUUAUCUACCGACAUCAUUCGAUGGCGCUUUCUCUUGGCUGGCGUGGCCUACAGCUGGCGGAAAUAGUAUUAUACCUGGCCCAAUGACAACUAUAUGGGAUGAUGGAUUCUUCUUAUAUCUUGCGGGAAAGCCUUACAUGGCCCCUGUCUCUCCAUGGUUUUCCACACAUUUCAACUCUAAGAACUGGGUCUUCAUAUGCGAAGAACUCAUCACCGAUAGAUGGAAUCAAAUGCUGACUAUGAAACCCGCACUUGUCGAGAUAAUAUCCUGGAAUGACUUUGGAGAAUCUCACUACAUCUCUCCCGCCGAACCAAAUCAUACUGAUGAUGGUUCAUCACAGUGGACCAAUGGUUUUCCUCACGAUGGUUGGCGCAUUAUCUCCAAACCAUACAUUGCUGCAUAUAAAGCGGGCGCAAGUGCACCAACUGUCACACAAGAUCAACUCGUAUAUUGGUAUCGACCAACACCUAAAGGUACCACUUGCACAAACGACACCCUCGGACCUCCAAAUGGUCUCCAGAUGCUUGCCGACGACAUAUUCGUCACCACACUCCUCAAAAGUCCAGCAACUCUGAUCGUGACCAGUGGAAAUAAUACUGCGGUGUCCGUCAAUGUACCCGCUGGUAUUGUCACCACAAAUGUUACCAUGGGUGUAGGGAAUCAAUAUUUUCAGGUCGUGAGAAAUGGCAGUGCCAUUUUGAACGGAUAUGGUGGUUUAAAUAUUGUCAGUACUUGUGAAAAGUAUAAUUUCAAUGCAUAUGUAGGAUCUCUGAAUGGGACAAGUAAUGCCGGGCCACCACCACCCGUUACAACCACGUCGACUAGUAUUCUACCAACAUCGACUUCGACUUCCACAUUAUUAACCUCAACUACGACCACAACCAGUACAAUCACCAGUGUUCCACCAACAUCAACCUCAACCACAACAUCGUCAACAACCUCAACAUCGCCAACAACCACAACCACAACAUCACGAACUACAUCUACAUCUACAAUCACUUCAUCCACUUCCACUUCAGCCUCAUCCACCUCCACUUCCACUUCCUCUCCCUCCCCUUCUACAGUCUGUACCUCAGGCAUAGGUCCAGGAAAUUACAUCGGCCUCUGCCAAUUCUGCUGCAACUACGGAUAUUGUCCCCCUGGCCCAUGCACAUGUCUAUCAUACGGCACCCAGAUUUCUCCGCCACCGAUUACAAAUCAAACGGGCUAUCCGUUACAGGGAGAAGAUGAUAGUUAUUUAGAUUAUAACUCACCUCCUAAUAUUGCAACGAUUCUGAGCAGGCGAGAACAUAAGCUUUGGGUAACUUCACCUGAGCGGCUCAGGCGUGCUAGAGCUCUUCAGUCUAAACUUUUGGGACUCAUUUCAGCAGCAAAGACAAACUUCUUCAGAAUCGGAACACCUCAAGAAAGAAAUCUCGGUUUCAAGUGGUUGUUUUCGAUUACUGAAUAUGGCGGGUUUCCCAAUGAGCCAGAUGAAACAAUUGAAUUUUGUCCACUGCCGCAAAAUAUUGUUAUAACAUGGACUUUGAAAGAUAUCAAUCGAUGCCACGAUGCUGUUGAUAAAGGGUUCGUUCAAAUUACAACAUAUACCCGAUCUCCCUCAUGGAGUAGGACCGAGAUUCAUCAAUAUUUGAGAUGUCGAGUAUACGAUUUCAUAGAAUCAUCACUCGGACGUCAUCUGAUACCCCGACCAAGGAAUUUCAGUCCGAUUUCGAAUGACAACGACGUGAACUUUUACCGAUGGAAGUUCAGCGAGAGUUACCCCGAGUUUCUUUCUGUACCUUUCUCUCUGUGGCCUCAAGCAAAUUAUUUCGAGCUCAACAAUGCUUUAAAUGCUGGAGCCCUUGAGGUUGUUCCAGUUAGCGAAAUUCUAUCUCUAAAUCUCAAAGAGGAACAUAGGGCGUCUCGAAUUAAGGUCUUAUCAAAGACGCAUGGUUUAAGCAGUACUAAAGCGCAGCUCAAUAAGAAUGAUCGCCGACAAUCUCAAAUGGAAACCAGUGAUUCAUUUCAAGACGAUGUGGGCCAUUCUCAUUUCGUGACAGGAGAGAAAUACAACACUUCAAGGGACCCCUCUCUCGUCAAGCCUUCAAAACCCGAUGUGUUAUAUUGGAAUCCUGAUUCUUCUAUUUUAUCAAUGGCAAAGGGGCCCUUUCUUGAGCAUAAUGUACAAGCACCAGCAAGCGAAGGUGGCCAGCAGAAUAACGAAGAUGUAAUAGCAAGUGAACCUAACAGGGAUUUAAGUAACGCCGAUCUUGUGAGCCUCUGCAACCAAGCAUGGAUUAGUUUAGAAAACCAGCACAAAAAAAAUGGCUUCAAGCACGACUAUACCCGAGCCACGCUCAACCUGGGUUUGGCUUUGACAGUGCAAAUAAAAGAGCAGAUUCAGCGAGCCAACGCUUUCGAGCGUGAGAACUACGAUCUGAAAAUGCAGGUUCUGCAACUAGAACACAACCAAGUUGAUCUGCAACAGCAAUUAUCAAACACGCGGGCAAAUGAUGAAAAGGAGAUUUCGAAGGCAAGGUUGGAAGGAGAGAAGAUUGCGGAGAAGAAUGUUCAACGACUUUGGAACUCGGCAAAAGAACGGGGCAGAGUGAUAGGAGUUCAAGCUCGUCCUGGUCCUUCGCCUCGAGCUCUAGAUACGCCGAAUUUUCGAACAGAAGAAAGACAGGGUAAUGUUUCGAAAAAGAUGCCUUCAAUGUGCGCUAAUGAAAAUAGUGGUCACAUCCGCAAAGAAGAUGUCCCAUGUUCAAUUCCACCAUUCGACCCAGGUCACUCGACAUCAGUGGAUGCGAUUCCGACUCUUUCCACUGGACUUCUCCCAACCAUCGCAGAUUUCGAAACGCAGCAUUCCCAUCAUAGGAUUCCUGUCACUAACGCCUCCGUUCAGAUACCACCAAGCACCCGUGCAUUUCACAAAUCUUUUCUAAACGACUUUUUAGGAUCCAUCAAUCGCACCCUAAACAAUAUUCCGUCAUCCCACAUCCAUAACCCUGUCCAAUGGACCACAUUUUUCACCAUACAUAUAGAUACUCAACCAUAUAUAUUGCCCCUGUCUACGAGUCCUGUGCAGACUUAUGGUCAAAUUGUUCACUUUAUCUCCCGGCCUACAGCAGAAACACCCCGAGCCACUCUAGGAACCACUUACCCCACCCUCUUACAACUUCCACAGGAUAGUGAUCAAUAUUAUUACAUCGGUCAUCUUGUUGUUAGCAGCGUCGUCACAACCCACGAUUUCGACCAAGUUUUGAAAAAUAUGCCAGAAAAUAACGAACACACGAAACAAACCAAACGCAAACUACUUAAAGAGAGAGACCGGACUCUAGGCUCGGCGGAAGCAGUCCCAAAAGAUAUGCAGGUGGAUUUCUACAUGUUACAGUAUGUGUUUUUCGGAACAGAGCAAUACAAGAUUCUCGCAAGUGCUCAACAGAAGUUUGAUGAUUUGGAGGCCGCAAAUUACACAAUCGAUUCGUUGUUUAAGGAGCAUGUUCACAAUACUGUGAAUAUAUCUUUUUAUUCUCCUUUGAUGACCAAUGUUCCUACUGUACCUGCAGCAAUGAAGAGAAGAUAUCCGUUUGGUGAUGAGAACGGACGCCCUUUAAACUCAUAUGGCCGUCAUACACCAAUUCCUCUGGCUAAGAGGUUUUCCAAUGGACCUGUGACAAUGGAGAGAAGAUGUCAAUUUGGUGGUGGUGAUGAAACGCGGUCAGAGUCGCAGGAUCAUCAUACCGUGAGCUCACCUCCUUCUCACGCACCCAAACACAAUAUUCCAAAGAAAAAUUUCUGGUCGCCAGAAGUUGAAAUUUGGUCUGAAUUCAAACUUUAUGGAGUCACAACAACAUAUACAAUAUAUACUGCUCUAUACGAGUUAAUAUGGUGUUUCAUAUAA